AUGCAGGCGCGCUACUCUGUGCCCGAUCCCAACACCCUGGGGGUGGUCCCCUAUUUGAACGAACAGAGCUACUACCGCGCGGCGGGUGGCUACGGCGGCAUAGCCAGCCCGGUGAGCGUGUACCCGGGCCACCCCGAGCAGUACGGCGCCGGCAUGGGCCGCCCCUACGCUCCCCAUCCCCACCACCACCCUCACCUCCACCACCCUCACCAGCAGCCCGCCGCGCCCAAGGACCUGGUGAAGCCGCCCUACAGCUACAUCGCGCUCAUCACCAUGGCCAUCCAGAACGCGCCCGACAAGAAGGUGACCCUGAACGGCAUCUACCAGUUCAUCAUGGACCGCUUCCCCUUCUACCGCGACAACAAGCAGGGCUGGCAGAACAGCAUCCGCCACAACCUGUCGCUCAACGAGUGCUUCGUCAAGGUGCCCCGCGACGACAGGAAGCCGGGCAAGGGCAGCUACUGGACGCUCGAUCCGGACUCCUACAACAUGUUCGAGAACGGCAGCUUUCUGCGCCGCCGACGCCGCUUCAAGAAGAAAGACGUGCCCAAGGACAAGGGGGAUCGCGCGCCCCCCAAGGAGCCCGUGGCCAAGAGCGUCCCUGCGGGGCCUCCACCCGCUCCUGCCCACGUAGCCGACGGGCCCCCGGAGUCUGCCCAGGUGGUGAUCAAGAGCGAGGCGGCCUCGCCCGCGCUGCCGGUCAUCACCAAGGUGGAGACGCUGAGUCCCGACGGCGCGCGCCACGGAAGCCCGCGCAGCGCCGUGUCCACGCCGGCCGCCUCGCCCGCCGCCUCCUUGCCCGAGCACCCCGGGGUGCCCAACGGGCUGCCAGGCUUCAGCGUGGAGAGCCUGAUCAUGACGCUGCGCACGACGCCGCCCCGGGCUGAGCUAAGCCCCGCGCCCGGGCGCACGAGCCUGGCGGUGACACCGCUGGCGCUGCCCUAUGCCGCCGCCGCCUCCUCCGCGUCGCCCGCCGCCUACGGACCGCCGUGCGCUCAAGGCCUGGAUGCGGGCGGCGCGGGUGGUUACCAGUGCAGCGUGCGCGCCCUGAGCCUCUACACCGGAGCCGAACGGCCCUCGCACAUGUGCGUGGCGCCAGCCGCGAUCGACAAUACGCUCGCGGACCCCCCGGGCGGCCCCGCGUCGCCCCUGAGCGCCCUCAACCUCCCGGCGGGCCAGGAGGGCGCGCUGACCGCUACCUCCGGCCACCACCCAGCGCACCUAGGCCAGCACCCCGCGCCCGCGCCGCAGCCGCCACCGCCACCGCCUAGCACGCAGCCCCCCAGUGCGCCCCUGCACUCGCCAGCGGCCUCCUGGUAUCUCAACCACGGGGCGGACCUCCACGCGCUCCACGCCGGCCAGGCGUUCAGCGCGCAGCAGCAGCAGACUUUCUCCACGGUCCGCGACGUGUUCAGCGCCCACCGGCUCGGUGUGGACGGCCCGAACCCCACGGAAGGCCCGGGCGGCGGGAAUGCGGGUUGUCAGUUGCCCUACCGCGCCGCGCCCGCGCUCUACCGCCCCGCCGCCCCCUACUCUUACGACUGCUCCAAAUACUGA
Molecule: messenger RNA, 1557 nt
Organism: Suncus etruscus (white-toothed pygmy shrew)
Lineage: Eukaryota; Metazoa; Chordata; Mammalia; Eulipotyphla; Soricidae
Gene: FOXC2
Product: forkhead box C2
Exons: 1
Coding region: 1-1557 (518 amino acids)
Biological process (GO): cell differentiation; anatomical structure morphogenesis; regulation of transcription by RNA polymerase II
Molecular function (GO): RNA polymerase II cis-regulatory region sequence-specific DNA binding; DNA-binding transcription factor activity, RNA polymerase II-specific
Source: RefSeq, a predicted model, not a curated record